This is a messenger RNA of Musca vetustissima, 397 nucleotides long. RefSeq names its product RNA-binding protein Musashi homolog Rbp6-like. Gene Ontology annotation, cellular component: cytoplasm. Gene Ontology annotation, molecular function: RNA binding. The record is from RefSeq and is a predicted model, not a curated record. Bases 42 to 389 code for a protein of 115 amino acids. Lineage: Eukaryota; Metazoa; Arthropoda; Insecta; Diptera; Muscidae. The transcript is spliced from 5 exons.
UCGUCAUCAUCACCAUCGUCAGUAAGAGCAACAUCAUCAGCAUGGACAUGAAAAUCGAUCAACAGCAAACAACAACCGCUCAACAGGAGUUGGCAUCGCCAUCCGAGGUGCCAAAUGAUCCAGGGAAAAUGUUCAUCGGUGGCCUUAGUUGGCAAACAAGUCCAGAGAGUUUAAAAGACUAUUUUAGCCGCUUUGGUGCAAUUUCUGAGGCUAUGGUUAUGAAAGAUCCUGCGACGCGACGGUCGAGAGGAUUCGGCUUCAUAACAUUCAGUGAUCCAGCGAGUGUAGAUAAAGUUUUAGCUCAAGGUACACACGAAAUAGAUGGUAAAAAGGUCGAUCCAAAAGUAGCAUUUCCCCGAAGAACACAUCCCAAAGUAAGUACAAAAUAAUUGAUGAU